CGGUACCUGCCCACCCCUAGACCUCUGAGCCUACAACCCGCACUGGCCACUGGUCAGCACAGCAGUGACGUGACCUCCAGUGAGCCGUGCAUCCCUGCAGAAGGCCGCCACAGGACACCACCGCGGCGAGGAACCAUCACAGCCACCAGCGGCAUGGAGGCUGCAGUGAAGGGGGGCGACAACCCCGAGGAAUGUCCCGUGUGCCUGACAGACUUUGACGACACAGUGCAGCGGCCGCGCUCUCUGCCCUGUGGCCACACCGUCUGCACGUCAUGCAUAGAUAAGCUGAAGGAGCAGGGCCAUGUUGCCUGCCCGCAGUGCCGCGUUAGCCACGCUGUACCCGAGGGUGGAGAAUUCCCUGUCUGCUAUAUUGCUGAGGCCCUCAUAAGAACGAUGAGGGAUGCCAAGGUCGCUGCAGCAGCCUCACUGCCACCCAGUGCCAGGAAAGGGAAAGGAGCAGCAAGGGCAGCUGGCAAGAAGAAAGUGCUGGGUCUCUCCAAGAAAAUGUGUUCCUUUCUGGAGGAACAGGAGGCCACAGUUAUGGACGCCAUUGCUACCUGCCGGGAGGUUGAGUCACAGCUGGACCAGUACAAGACGACCCUGACAGGCUGGGGCAAGCAGCAGCGGCAGCUGGAGGACAGGCUCCAGGGACUGGUGGACCAGAGCAAGAGUGCCAGGGAGAUUGUGGAGCUGGAAAAGUCCCACGUGGCAGCCAAGGAUGGGGAGGUGAAGAAGGGGAGGCAGGAGCUGCAGGCCGUGCUGGAGACAUUAUACGCCCCAGCAACAGAUCAAGAAGCAGGCGUGGCGGUGGCUGAAGUGUUUUGUUGCCUUGGCAAGGUGGAGCAGGUGGUGGAGGAGUGCCAAGAGGGUUUCCCUGAUGCCAGUGCUGUCACCACUGUCAGGAAGGUGAGAGUGGCAUCUAGUGUAGCCCUGGAGGCUGCCCAAGCUGUCCAGAUGGCUCUGGAAACUGUUACUAAAGAAGAUCUGCAGCCCCAGUCAGACCCAGAAGAGGCCAGGCCCCAGUCAGACCCAGAAGAGGUCAGGCCCCAGUCAGACCCAGAAGAGGCCAGGCCCCAGUCAGACCCAGAAGAGGCCAGGCCUCAGUCAGACCCAGAAGAGGCCAGGCCCCAGUCAGACCCAGAAGAGGCCAGGCCUCAGUCAGACCCAGAGUCCACUAUCAUGGACAGACUGCAGCUCAUCUUGAUGCUGAGCUUGAAGGCCGAGGAUCUCCGCAGCCUAACACAGCCUGCCAAGAGCCUGCUGCAGGCUGGCCUGGUGUUUGCUGUCCACCAGGUGGAAGGUCAAUGCCGACAUGCAAGAAUAAGUCUUGAAGCCGGCCAGCUGUACCUCCAUGCCCUGAAGGAGCAGCCCCUGCCCCUGGACACAUUAACCCUGCAGGUGAGUGAGGUCGUGCCGCCCUCCCCCCCUUGCACUGUGUUCCUGGACCUGUCCUGGCCAGGCAGCACAACACGGCGGGUCAAAAUCCAUCUGAGCCCCGACACCCCAUGGGGCAGGCAGUUUCUGUUGCUGUGCACAGGGCAGCGCGGCCCCUCCUACCGUAACACCAGCUUGCUAGGGGUGGGGAGGAAGGGGCAGCAGGGAGAGUUUGUGAGGGCCGGGGACUAUGAGAGUAAUGAUGGGGAGGGGGAUGCCAUCCUGCUGUCUGACCUUGAUAAGGGUGAGUACCGGACGUCAGGCCAGCCGGGUGAUGUGUGUGGGCUGGUGUGGAAUGACCCUACCCGGGGUGUGUGUGGUCUGUUUGGUAUCUAUACCAAGAAUGGUCAGGGAAAUGAUAAGUCAACUAAAGUCUUUGGUGAGGUGGUGGAAGGACUGCCCGUGGUGGUUGAGGCAGCCCAACACAGCAACAUUAGGGAGGUGACUGUAGUGGACUGUGGUGUGGUGUUGUGAGGGUAAUGGCCUGCACCACCACCACCACCACCACCAACACAGCAACAUUAGGGAGGUGACUGUGGUGUGGUGUUGUGAGGGUAAUGUCCUGCACCACCACCACCACCACAUCACCACCAUCACAUCAUCACCAUCACCAUCAUCACUAUCACCACCACCACCACAACAACAACAACAACAUUAUAAAGGUGACUUUUUUUUUUUUUUUUUUUUUUUUAAGUAACAUGAAGCAUAACCUUGUGCUCUUAACAUUAAUACCUGAUGCAAUGUAUUGUUCAGUUUCUUGCUGCAUUCUUGUGCCAUCAGCGCAGUGUUUCAUGCUGUCCACCGGCCUUCCCUUCACUUACUUUUGUUAACUUGUUCCAUGAUUUCCAUGUUUGUAAUUACAGGGACGUCUUGUUGUACGCGAGUUUAAACUACGCAAAUUUGGUUCAACGUGAUGUAUUUAUUACUUAUAGAUAAAAAUUGGUCUUGGAACCAUCUGAUGAAACCAAGGAAAUGUUGUAUUGAAACAUUAAUUUUAUGUUUUCCUGUAAGUCAUUCCUUAAUAAAUGUCUGUGAUCAGUCUGUGA
Eriocheir sinensis (Chinese mitten crab) is the source of this 2480-nucleotide messenger RNA. RefSeq lists its product as uncharacterized. Lineage: Eukaryota; Metazoa; Arthropoda; Malacostraca; Decapoda; Varunidae. The record is from RefSeq and is a predicted model, not a curated record. Gene Ontology annotation, molecular function: ubiquitin protein ligase activity. Gene Ontology annotation, biological process: protein ubiquitination. The coding region runs from base 154 to 1908 and encodes 584 amino acids. The transcript is spliced from 5 exons.